AUGAAAAGUUGCUCCAGGAAUGGCUCUUUGGUCUUCAAGGCAGUUGGCACGGCAAGCGAGUCUGAAUGCCUCUUGGUAGGCCGACUCGUCGGUUUGACCAAGUCACUUGGUGAUUGCUUCUCCUGCCUGUUCGUCGGCUCUCUGAAUCAACCGGUGGGUUCUAUAUUUGCUACAUCUCUCUCACGCAACUACACCUCAUAUGACCAAGUUAUCUAUUCACACAAUUCUCUGCUCUCAUUUCCUCCAAUUUCGCCUGAGAGUGUGCCUCUACAAGUGGGCUUAGGGAAACGUAAUUAUCUCCACCACCGGUACCAGAUGCCGUUUGCAGGCCUCCUGACCUACAUUCUGCCCCCCUUUUUUUUCCUACUUGUAUGUGAUUUGGCCGCUCUAAAUAACAAAAUGUACCACGUCCCCGGUCCCACUCUGGAAACGAUGAUGCAUACAACGGGCUCCGGACUAGGUGCGUUUCUUUAA
Molecule: messenger RNA, 474 nt
Organism: Protopolystoma xenopodis
Lineage: Eukaryota; Metazoa; Platyhelminthes; Monogenea; Polystomatidea; Polystomatidae
Source: the annotation of a GenBank genome assembly